This is a messenger RNA of Alternaria hordeiaustralica, 936 nucleotides long. RefSeq lists its product as uncharacterized. The coding region runs from base 1 to 936 and encodes 311 amino acids. The transcript has 2 exons. Lineage: Eukaryota; Fungi; Ascomycota; Dothideomycetes; Pleosporales; Pleosporaceae. The record is from RefSeq and is a predicted model, not a curated record.
AUGCGGAGGAGGCGGACGAAAGCGCAACUGGAAUACGAAAGAUUUCAACGCGCGAAGAACGAUGCUGGUGCCGCUGCUGAAACAGUCGAACACUCCUGCCCAGAAGAGAACGCCAGUACACUGCCAUUACCAGUCGUGAUGAAUGCCCCAAGGACGCGCCUUCCUGCCGAAGUAGCAUCGGAAAGCAGCAACAACAACUCACCGCCUGCUCUUUUCACCGCAUCACCACUCACCUCAGUGUUUCGCCCACAUCUACUCGAAACCAGACUUCAACAACAGCUCUUAGAAGAAGACAAGCAGCAGCAGGCCAGAGAAGUAAGAAUACCCAAGCAACGGACUACGAUGACAAGCAAGAGAGCAGCCAAGAGGCAGCGCAAAGCCCGGAAGGCCCGCGAAGAAGCCCGUGAAGAAGCCCUCGUCUUCAUCAAGAGCGAGUCCGUCGACAGUUCCCAAGACGCACCGCGCAACUUCGCCUACGGUGCUUCAACCGGAUCGUCCUCGUACCAGCACUCGAGCUCUCCCGCGCGUCAGCCACGGGCCGCGCCGAAGCGAAACAGCAUCAUCGACCUAAUCAGACUAUGCACCUACCCCGGUCAAACAAUCCACCCAAACUCCGUCAACCGACUCUUCAUCCUCCAGCGAGAUAUCGACGCCGCUAUGGACGGCCAGGGUCGUCACGUAUGGAUUCUACGAAGGCUCCCACGCGACAUCACCUUGACGGUGGAACGAAAGGAAGCCAUCUGGCUGGCACAAGGGAAGAUCAACCGGGUCGUGGAUGAACGAGGACGCUCACGCAGACGGCUGAAGCUCGAUCGAUACGUGCCAGCCAAUCGCUGGGUCAUAAUCGAUCGCUAUAUUCCCGGCAUGCCGUACCCUCUCCCUCUGCGCCGCAACGCCAUGCCGCGUAUGAGGGUAUUUUCGAGGUCAUAUGCGUAG